UAACAAUCCAUUCCGUUCGCUCCUCUCAAGUGUUGCGCACUUACUUUUAACAAAAAUUUUUUUUUUUUUUCUGUUAUAGUUAUUCUGAUACAAAACCACUGCCGUGACUGCAAAUGUCUCUGUGAACACUCGUCAAGCGUCUCCUCCGGAUUUCUGCGCUGACUGGAGAACAACCCAAGGCCGAUCUGGAGAUGAGGAACCAGAGGAAACAAGCUGGACUGUGCUUCAUGCCGGAUCGACGGAAGACGUUGACCUGUGUGGGGUUUCUUCUGGUUAUAGCUGCGUGUUUCCCAAAUCCUGCAGCUGGUCAGCAGGGGUUCACGGUGAACGUUACUCAGAAGCUCCUCCAGGCGGAGGAGCAGGAAAACAUCUCACUGACGCUGCUUUUCCCCUCGGACCCCGACGGACCCCCUCCACCACUGUACGUGAACCUGAUGUGCCCCAAAACUGUGCGGAGUGUCUACAACUACGACAGUGAUCCUGAGGCCAGGGAGUACGUCCAUAACGACUACCGUGGCCGUCUGUGGUGUUUCAAGUUCCCCUCUGAAGGCCGGGUGGAGUGUUCCAUCGCUGACCUGAGGCUGAGCGACUCGGGCAGAUACGUCUGCAUCAUCGCUGCUGGUGAUAAAAGCAACUCCACCAGUUUUGAUCUCGUGGUUACAGCCGUCCAACGUCCGCCUGAUGAUGAGAAACUGGAGCCGCCAAGCCGGAGCCGGAUGGGGGUUUAUGUAUGUUCUGGUUUGUGUUUGAUGACAGUUGCUAUCGUUGCUCUUUCAAUACGUUGUUUCACUUUUAAUCCUUCCCGUGAGGACAGUUAGUGUUAAAGGGCCCAGGUUUUCAGAUUUAGAUUUGUAACUACUGUACACAGUCUACCUCCUUUUGUUACAAGGCUGCUGUCAGCGAUCGCCAGUUCAAACGCUGCCACUUUCAAUGGCAUGAAUUGUGAAAUAUUUUAUUUCACCGUCUAGCCAGUCUAGUGAAUUUAGGCUAUUCAAUUCACUGAAGUGACCAGGCUUUAAUGUGGCAGCUGCAAAACAAAGCUGAAAAGUGAAUUUUUUUGAAAAGCUGCCAAAUCCAAAAAGUGGGAAGUAUUAAAGUUAGCAUACCUCACUGCCAGCACUUUAUUAGAUGGCGGACAGAUUGAAGUGAAACUCUGUUGCUAUCGAGCUGUCCGAGUUUCAUAGAUGUGUCUGAGCUCGUCUAUACUAAAGCACUUUAAAGGAAUACUCCGAAGAGUUUGGACCCACGCCCUGUCCCUAUCAUUUACAAAGUGAGAUAAGCUUAUAAAUACCUUUAUUGUGUCCGUGCGUCCAGUGGCUGGAUCCCCGCUGUUAGCAUC
Molecule: messenger RNA, 1339 nt
Organism: Salarias fasciatus (jewelled blenny)
Lineage: Eukaryota; Metazoa; Chordata; Actinopteri; Blenniiformes; Blenniidae
Exons: 5
Coding region: 192-818 (208 amino acids)
Source: RefSeq, a predicted model, not a curated record